Raphanus sativus (radish) is the source of this 928-nucleotide messenger RNA. RefSeq names its product UPF0548 protein At2g17695. Bases 198 to 824 code for a protein of 208 amino acids. The record is from RefSeq and is a predicted model, not a curated record. NCBI's taxonomy places the organism in Eukaryota, Viridiplantae, Streptophyta, Magnoliopsida, Brassicales, Brassicaceae. The transcript has 3 exons.
UUGUGAAGCGUACAGUCUCUCCUCUCUUCACGUCUCUGAUCUCACUUCCAAAUUCGAAAUAUCUCAAAUUUUCGAUUUUUUAAAUUAAAAUUUCAAAAAAAAAAAAAACAACUGGUUCUGGCUAUUUACAGUGUUAUUUAUCUAAUCUAUCUGGUGGUGAUUGUUUGUGGGUCUGAUUCAAUUCGAGUGGGGAAGAGAUGGUGUUCUUGAGCUGGGGCCGUCCAUCUACCGAGCAACAACAACAAGUUAUCAACAAAUCAGGAACGUUCAAUUACGACAGCAAGUACAGAGGAGCUUCGUCUAGAACAGCAUCUAAACUAAAAGAAGAUUCAGAAGUCAACAAAGAUGGGUUCUUCAUCAAUCACUCUCGUGUCUUAGUGGGUUCUGGUAAAGAGAGUUACGACAAGGGGAAACAAGCUCUUCAGAACUGGAAGCACAUUGGUAUGGAUUGGGCAUUUGUUGAUCCUAAAACUCCGGUUGAAACCGGUAAGAAGUUGUGCGUAUGUGUGAAAGAAGUUCUUCCGUGGGUGAUGCUUCCUCUUCAAGUGGCUUACGUGGACGAAAGAAAGAAGUCUAGGAAAGGCCCCGCGCAUUUCGGUUACGGAUGCGGCACUCUCGAGGGACAUUUACUAGCUGGAGAAGAGCGGUUCUCGAUUGAGCUGGAUGGAGAUGGUAAAGUGUGGUAUGAGAUAACGUCCUUGUCAAAGCCAGCUCAUUUCUUGUCCUUCCUUGGUUAUCCUUAUGUCAAGCUCAGGCAGAAGCACUUUGCUCAUCAUUCUUCUGAUGCUGUCCUUAAACAUCUUACUGCUUCUUCUUCAUCUUGAAAAUGAUAUGAGGGUAUAUUUUAAGUUGUAUGUUUACGAUAAAUCAGUGUUGCAUCUUUUCUUCUCUCAUAUAUAUUGAAUAGAAGUUCUUAACUUCUUAUGGA